Messenger RNA from Colletotrichum fioriniae, 3189 nucleotides. Its product is annotated as clathrin associated protein complex large subunit. Gene Ontology annotation, cellular component: Golgi apparatus; AP-1 adaptor complex; membrane coat. The record is from RefSeq and is a predicted model, not a curated record. Gene Ontology annotation, biological process: intracellular protein transport; Golgi to vacuole transport. Gene Ontology annotation, molecular function: clathrin-cargo adaptor activity. NCBI's taxonomy places the organism in Eukaryota, Fungi, Ascomycota, Sordariomycetes, Glomerellales, Glomerellaceae.
AUGAGUUCUUUGAAGCAGUUCAUCCGCAACGUUCGCGCUGCCAAGACCAUCGCCGACGAACGAGCCGUUAUUCAGAAAGAGAGCGCCUCCAUCCGAGCAAGCUUCAGAGAAGAGAGCGGCGACCACAGCGUGAGGCGGAACAAUGUUGCCAAGCUCCUAUACCUCUUCACCCUCGGUGAGAGAACACAUUUUGGUCAGAUCGAAUGCCUGAAGCUGCUGGCCUCUCCACGAUUUGCCGACAAGCGACUGGGCCAUCUCGCUACUAGUUUGCUGCUCGACGAAAAUCAGGAGGUCUUGACGCUUGUUACAAACUCGCUGCAGAAUGACCUCGCCCACUCGAACCAGUAUGUCGUCGGUCUGGCCCUUUGCACCUUGGGUAAUAUCGCCUCCAUUGAGAUGUCGCGAGACCUGUUCCAGCAAGUCGAGGCCUGCGUCAACACAUCGAACCCGUAUAUUCGAAGGAAGGCGGCUCUCUGUGCCAUGCGGAUAUGUCGCAAGGUCCCAGAUUUGAAAGAGCACUUCGUCGACAAGGUCAGCAACCUGCUGGCCGACCGAAACCACGGCGUCCAGCUGUGCGGUCUGACUCUGGCGACCAGCUUCUGCGAGGCCGACGAAGAGGAAGAUGCGGAUGGUGAUGAGGAUAUUGUCGAGAAGUUUAAGAUCUUUGUACCGAACCUGGUCAAGACACUGAAGGCUCUCGCAACCUCUGGAUAUGCUCCCGAGCAUGACGUUACAGGUAUUAGCGAUCCGUUUGUGCAAGUCAAGAUCCUCCGCUUCCUGAGGGCCUUGGCUACGGGCGACGCACAUGUCAGUGAGCAGAUCAACGAUAUUCUGGCACAGGUUGCGACGAAUACGGACUCCUCAAAGAACGUUGGAAACUCCAUCUUGUAUGAGGCCGUCCUCACCAUCCUCGAUAUCGAGGCGGAUUCUGGUCUUCGCGUGCUCGGUGUCAACAUUCUGGGCAAGUUCCUGUCCAAUCGCGACAACAACAUCCGUUAUGUUGCGCUCAACACUCUCAUUAAGGUAGUCGCCAUCGAGCCAAACGCCGUCCAGAGACACCGCAACACCAUUUUGGAGUGCCUGAGAGACCCGGAUAUCAGCAUCAGGAGGCGAGCGCUCGAACUCAGUUUCACACUUAUAAACGAGAGCAACGUGCGGGUCCUCAUCCGGGAGUUACUUGCAUUCUUGGAGGUCGCCGACAACGAGUUUAAGCCUACCAUGACCAGUCAAAUAGGCAUUGCUGCCGACAAAUUUGCACCGAACAAGCGUUGGCACGUCGACACAAUGUUGCGAGUGUUGACGCUCGCCGGCAAUUAUGUUAAGGAGCCCAUCAUGUCAUCGUUUAUCAGACUGGUGGCCACUACCCCUGAACUGCAGACUUAUGCCGUUCAGAAGCUUUACAUCAACUUGAAAAAGGAUAUUACGCAGGAGAGUCUGACACAAGCCGGAGCGUGGUGCAUCGGUGAAUACGGUGAUGCCCUCUUGAGAGGUGGGCAAUAUGAAGAGGAAGAACUGGUUCGGGAGGUCAAGCAGCACGAACUCAUCGACUUGUUCACGACCAUCCUCAACAGCAACCACGCGACUCAAGUCUCAACCGAGUACAUCGUUACGGCUCUCGUUAAGCUGACGGCGAGAUUGUCGGAUCCUGCGCAACUCGAUCGCAUCCGCCGGUUGCUUGAAGUCCACCAGACAAGUCUGGAUGUUGAGGUUCAGCAAAGAGCUGUUGAGUACACCAACCUGUUCUCGUACGACCAGAUCCGCUCUGGUGUUCUUGAGAAGAUGCCGCCGCCCCAAAUCAAGGAGGAAUCCCGCGUACUGGGCGCCGCGACCACCACAAAGAAGGCCAAGGCCGCCAACAGGAAAUCGAGGGUCGUCAAGCCGACCGAGCAGGAUCUCCUAUUCGACCUCAUGGACACCCCUCCAACAACAACACCCGCCGCCGGUGGCGCCUCUAACACUGACCUUCUCGCUGACAUUCUGGGCGGUACCUCAUCGCCCCCUACAUCAACAUCUCCUGGCCCGCAACAAUCCCAGGCAGCCUCGAUCAUGGACCUCUUCUCCCAAGGUCCAGCCCAGCCAGUGGGCUCCCCUGCACCAGUUAUGGGUGGCUCGAACAUGGACCUGAUGUCGUCCAUGUCCGCCGUGGCAACCCCUCCGCCCCAGGCGCAGGCCGCUCCGCAGGCACCCGCAGGCCUUCCUGUCUACGACAACAACGGUCUCAACGUCAGCUUCCAGAUCCAACGCAACGCCGAGGGUCUAGUCCAAGUUAUAGGUCGCUUCAGAAACUCAGGCCCCGGUCCUUUGUCAAACGUGGGAUUACAGGCAGCCGUUCCCAAGACGCAGAAGCUGCAGCUCAUGGCCAUUUCGAGCACGGAUGUCGGUCCUGGUGCUGAAGCCACCCAGAGAAUGAUUGUUUCUGGAGCCAAGGGAUUCCUCCCCGGCCAAUGGCUCGACACCUACGUCCCCGGCGUGCCCAAGGCAGGCGGCUUCACCCUCACCAGCCCGCCAUCCAAGGCCGUCUUGCCGAGAUCUGCAUACCUCGAGCUCGCGGUGCAGAAUUCACCGACGAACCCGGCCGCCGCUUGGCUCUGGGAUCAGCCCGUCGACGACGACGACGACGACGACGAGAACGAGGACCGCUCUCUAGUAGAGAGGAAACCAGAGAUUCAGGUCCGCGUCGGCGGGUCCUUUGUCUGGCCACCCCCCGGGAUCACCGACUUGGCCUCCCUGCGGCGAAUCGUCUUUAUCGCGGGCGGCGUCGGAGUGAAUCCACUGAUGAGUAUCGUGAGCCACCUGGCGGAAGGGGUAGAGGGGGUGGACGGGGAGAGGAGCAGUUGCCCAUACGACGUCCAGUUCAUGUACUCAACAAAGGUGCCGCCGUCACCGCCAGACUCUUUUGGCGAGAGCAGCAUCCUCGAUUCCGAAAAGAUCCUCUUCAUGGAGCGGCUGGCGGCUAUUUUUGGCCGGGAAAAGGUUCGUGGUCAGAUGCGGAUGUUCUUGACUGGCCUCGGUCCGGGUCCCGCGUCUCCAAGGUCUGAGUCAGUUCUACGUUGCAACGAGAUGGACGUCCCGUUUAAGAGGCGUCGCAUGGGUUUGGAGGACGUGGCGGAAGCCUUGGGGCCCGAAGCGGAACGCGGCAAUGUGUUGGUGUAUCCUCACGUCGAAGAGUGGGUUGAAUCUAAGGCCUGA